CGAGAACAUCGCACUUUAUAACAGUGCGGAGCGCGCGCUAACGCAGACUUUUUCCAAAUACGGCCAUGUAUGAAUAAAUAACACACUUUUCUAAAUAUAUUUUAAUUGUGUUUUGUGGAAAAAAUGUGUAUUUUACACAUGUGAUAAGUGAUGAUUAUUUUAUAUUAUUCUUAGAUAUCAUGCAACGUGUGUGCUAGUAAAGUUUGGAGUCAAGACAAGGCACAUAUCUUAAAAUGGGGGAACAAGGAGUAGAUGGCUUCAAUUUGGACGGAAUUCUUAGUGAGCUCGGAAGCUUUGGGAAAUAUCAGCUGCUGCUUCUACUGCUCUUGGGUUUCCGUGACUCCUUCCUUAACAUGUGUAACUUUAACUAUGUCUUCACAGCUGCUGAUGAAUCAUUCAGAUGCCUGAAGCCAUCUUGCGACACCAAUUCAACUGAUUCCUGGAUUUUAUUUCCUUCCAAUGACACAACCUGCUAUAGAUCCGACAACACAUCCUUGAGCUGCUCUUCUGACACAUUUGGUCCUAAGGUCGUACCCUGUGAAGAAAUCAUAUACGACAAAUACGACAGUAUAGUUGCUGAGUUUGACUUGGGAUGUCAGCCAUGGAAGGCUACUCUUAUCGGGACUGUGCACAACUUGGGGCUUGUCUUCUCAUUUGUACUCUCCGGAUUUAUUUCAGACAGGUAUGGACGGAAAGUGAUUAUCGUCAGUACCCCCCUAAUGGUGGGCAUCGCCGGUCUACUCAAGUCUUUCGCCAUGGACUACUGGACUCUUCUCGGUUUAGAAUUUCUAGAAACUGCCCUUGGGUAUGGCAAUGCAUCUAUGGUUUUGUCUCUAGAAGCGGUCAGCCACAAGAGCCGGGUGGUGUAUUCCUGCAUAUCAGACAUCUUAGCGUGCCUUGGGGGCGCGUUCUUUGGGCUGAUUGCAUGGAAAGUGCCAUAUUGGAGACACCUUAUGAGAGCCAUCUACGCACCACUACUUGUAGUAGUGUUUUACAUAUUUCUGAUGGAUGAGGGAGUACGAUGGCUGCUGGCCCAUAACAAGAGGGAUGAGGCUGUUCAAGUAUUGAAUAAAGUAGCGAAAAUUAAUAACAUUACCCUAUCAAAAAAUGCGCAGGAUAUGCUAUCCAGCAUUAGUGAACCAAAAACUGACCUUAAUAAGGUGGAGAAUACUGCCGAAGAAACUCCUCAUAUUUUCACUGUUCUCCGGUCAAAAACAAUUCUCUUGCGAAUGGCACUAAUCGCCGCGUGUUUCAUCUGCUGUUCGUUCGUAUUCAGUGGUGCUAUUAUCAAUUCCGUCAGCAUUUCUGGUAGCAAAUACUUGAACUUUUCGAUCAUGAUGUUAGUUCAGGUUCCGACUAGAAUAAUCACAGCUCUGACGUUAACAAGGUUCGGAAGAAAGGCGCCGAUUUGCGUCGCUUAUUGUUUCUGCGCCUUAUUUUUUAUGGCGUCGGCAUUUGUACCUAAAUCCAUAUGGUGGGCGUCGGUAUUGUUCUAUAUUGCUGGCAAGAUGUGUAGCAGCUACGGAAUCUUCUCCGUACAAGUGGUUGCCAUGGAGAUCUUCCCCACCACCUCCCGUAACUGCCUCACCAACGUUGCUAACACUGUGGGCAGGUUGGGUUCUGUCUUAGCACCGCAGACACCGUUACUAGAAAAAGUUAUGCCCGGUCUACCGAGCAUUGUCUUCGCAUUGGCAGCACUAGGCCCAGCAUUUCUGGCUCUUCUGCUGCCAGAUACAAGUCACACAGUUUUACCAGACCAAGUGGCCGAUGCUGAGAAACUAGACGCUACUAAGGCCGAGAAAGUAGCAACAGAAAGCUUUAAACAGCGGUUAUGAUCUUUGUAGAUCUUGUAUCCCAUAACCAGUUUAAUGACUUUUACCUUGCCGUAUAGCUCCUCUGUCUAUCUCUCUCUUUGUACAAGAAGCAGCUUGGAAUAGUACGUAAGUAAUGUUUUGACUUAGUAAAUAAGAUUUGUGAACCUGAUGUAAAGAUUUCACCAUGUGUACGAACUUUCAACCUAUCUACAAUUAGGAUUAUUGUAAGUUGUGAUACUAUAUUUUAUAUUUGUAAAAAUGUAUUAUUAAAAUUAUUUAAUUAAUGUUAUAUAAUAGGCAUUUUUACAAUGGUCGCGGUGUUUAUUACGAAUAUAAUACCUUUUAAAAUAUAGGUUUUUGAUAAGUAUGAACAUUCUUUGUAAACAUAUGAUCCACUUUAAUAAAAGCAAUAUUUUAAAGUGUGUUUAUAUUUGUGUUGCAACGCAUAAUAAAAAGAUUGGUAUAUUGGGCAUUGCAUUAAUUAAAUCAUAGUAAUCGUACUUAUGAUUCGUUUUUGUAAGAUUCAUUGUAGAAUGUAAAGUAAGGACACGCGUUAUAAAUAUAAAUUAAUUGACUAAAUAAAGCGAUCUCAUUCUGUGUU
This is a messenger RNA of Pieris napi, 2415 nucleotides long. RefSeq names its product solute carrier family 22 member 1-like. The transcript has 11 exons. Gene Ontology annotation, cellular component: membrane. The coding region runs from base 234 to 1835 and encodes 533 amino acids. The record is from RefSeq and is a predicted model, not a curated record. Gene Ontology annotation, biological process: transmembrane transport. Gene Ontology annotation, molecular function: transmembrane transporter activity. Lineage: Eukaryota; Metazoa; Arthropoda; Insecta; Lepidoptera; Pieridae.